AUGCUGCAGGACGAUUAUGACAACGUAUACAAAAUCAUCCUGCUGGGCGAUGCUACUGUCGGCAAAAGCCAUCUCCUGAGUCACUACAUCAGGGGUACGCUGCCCAAGCAAGCCAAGGCUACCAUAGGCGUGGAGUUCGCCACGCGCACCGUCCCGCUUGCAAGUGGAGGCACUGUAAAAGCGCAAAUAUGGGACACUGCAGGACAGGAGCGCUAUCGCAGCAUCACAAGCGCGCACUACCGCCGUGCGGUCGGCGCGCUACUGGUGUACGACGUCACCAACCGUCAGAGCUUCUACAACUGCCAAAAGUGGCUUGACGAGCUCAGGCUGGCGGCUGAACCAGACAUCGUUGUGGUUUUGGUCGGAAACAAAAUCGACCUUACUAUACAGGACCCGUCCGUCAGGCAGGUACAUCGCGACCAGGCUGCCAUGUUUGCCAGCGAGUGGAACCUGCACCUGUUCGAGGCGUCGGCAGUAUCGGGACAAAACGUGAAGGACAUAUUCGAGUUCCUGCUCCAGGAGAUACACAACCUCAAGUCACGCGCUGACGCGCCACACGGAAACGAAGAGGCCACCAUAAGCACCUCCGAAUCGAGCAGGAUUGACCCAUUGCACGUCUCGAGGAGACGCCAACAUGAAACAGUAUUAGGAUGCCUGCAGCAAGAUAGCUGCAGUGGUGGCUCGUGCAUGUUCCAGUGA
Messenger RNA from Babesia bigemina, 699 nucleotides. Its product is annotated as Rab11b protein, putative. Lineage: Eukaryota; Apicomplexa; Aconoidasida; Piroplasmida; Babesiidae. The transcript has 2 exons. Gene Ontology annotation, molecular function: GTP binding; GTPase activity. Bases 1 to 699 code for a protein of 232 amino acids. The record is from RefSeq and is a predicted model, not a curated record. Gene Ontology annotation, cellular component: endosome.